This is a messenger RNA of Dreissena polymorpha, 1215 nucleotides long. Its product is annotated as kelch-like protein 2. The record is from RefSeq and is a predicted model, not a curated record. The transcript has 8 exons. NCBI's taxonomy places the organism in Eukaryota, Metazoa, Mollusca, Bivalvia, Myida, Dreissenidae. Gene Ontology annotation, molecular function: protein binding. Bases 287 to 1126 code for a protein of 279 amino acids.
AACAACUACCAGAAAUAUAUAUGUAACAAAUUAACUAUUAAAACACGUUUAUUGAGAAAUUUCAAUAUCUACAGAAAUGACUAGCAUACAAUGGCCACUAUGUCAAUGGGAAGCAUUACAAGCGCAAAAAAGAUCAAAAUGGCUAGAACCUCAAGCCGCGGGUUUAAAGACCCCAACCACUUAGCCAGUGCGUUUUCAUCCUUAAAUGAUAUGAGAAGUGGCCAGUGCAACAGAGAUUCCCUGUCAUAAAGUAGUCCUGUGUGCCUGCAGCCAGUAUUUCUACGCCAUGUUCACUGGCAAUAUGGCUGAGGCCAAAGCCAACCACAUCGAAUUGAAAGAUAUAGACCCUUUAGCACUGGUGCUAUUGAUAGAAUUUGUAUACACAUCAGAAAUACAGGUUACCGAAGAAAAUGUGCAGGGAGCUGAUCCAGUAUCAUUGCCGGUGGAAAGUGUGUGCAAGCUUAUCUGUAGUGACCAACUUGCAGUCAUCUCCGAAGAACAGGUAUUGGAGGCGGUAUUGUCUUGGGUGAACCAUGACCGCAGCAGCCGACAGGAAGUGAUCUCGCAACUCAUGGAAAACGUGCAUCUGCCCCUAAUGUCGCAGGAGUAUCUCAUGCAGCGGGUUGAAGAGGAGCCCCUCAUGAAGGCAAACUGUUGCUGUAAGGACUUCCUAUUUGAGGCAAUGAAGUUCCAUUUGCUGAAGGGGGAACAGAAGGCGAUAUUCAAGACACCCCGGACCAUACCAAGAACUCCUCGUAAGGUGAUUCUUGUGAUAGGAGGAGAUAAGGGGAGAGAAGUAUUCAGCAGCGUGGAUUGCUUUGAUAUCAAGGGAGACCGCUGGCACCAGCAGCUGGCAGUAUUUCCGUCGAAGAGAAGUAGAUGUGGUGUUGCUGUUGUCAAUGGUAUGGUGUAUGUGGUCGGUGGUUUAGAUGAGCGCUUGCGUACACUGUCUACAGUGGUCAUGUACGACCCCUCAAAGGACCUCUGGACAAGCUGCCCUGAAAUGAAGAAACGUCGCGAAUUUCUGGGGGUCACUGUGCUCAAUUACCUCAUAUAUGCUGUUGGGGAUCUAAUGGCUCUUCGGAUGAGGCUUUCAAAUCUGCUGAGUGUUUUGAUGUUCAGAUGAGAAAGUGGCGUCCAAUUGCCGACAUGAGCACCAAGAGGCAUUUUGUGGGGGUGGGAGUCCUCAACGGUACAUACUACACAUAGCACAGG